Aspergillus chevalieri is the source of this 2172-nucleotide messenger RNA. Its product is annotated as putative phosphoinositide phosphatase (Sac1). The record is from RefSeq and is a predicted model, not a curated record. Gene Ontology annotation, molecular function: phosphatidylinositol-4-phosphate phosphatase activity. Gene Ontology annotation, cellular component: endoplasmic reticulum. NCBI's taxonomy places the organism in Eukaryota, Fungi, Ascomycota, Eurotiomycetes, Eurotiales, Aspergillaceae. The transcript is spliced from 2 exons. Gene Ontology annotation, biological process: phosphatidylinositol dephosphorylation. The coding region runs from base 1 to 2172 and encodes 723 amino acids.
AUGGCUCCUCCUGUGCUUCCGUUCCGUGAUAUUAAUCUACACGCCUCGUCGUCUCACUAUGCUUUCACCUCUCCCUCGUCGCCAGAUGCGCCGACGCUCAUCCUGGACCGGCCAACCGGGGACUUGCGCCUCCACGAUGGUACCUUGUCAGGGGCGAAGCGGAUCAGCAGCAUCGCUGGAAUUCUGGGUAUCAUCAAACUGAAGCUGGACAAGUAUCUCAUUGUCAUCACCAAGGCUCAGCCGAUGGGAAGACUCCGUGGCCAUAUGGUUUACAAAGUGGCCGCAACAGAGUUCCUCCCUCUGCGUGAGCGUCCUCUGCAUGACUAUGAUGAGGAUACCUAUCUGGCGCUGUUGAAGGAGCUGCUUCGGACUGGGCCGAUGUACUUCUCUUACUCCCUGGACAUCACUAACAGUUUCCAGCGUCAGUCACAGAGUAACCAAAGUCUUCCCAUGUGGAAACGCGCUGACGACCGCUUUUUCUGGAAUCGCUUCAUCCAGUCUGACUUGAUUGAUUUUAGUCUCGGAGAACAUGACAACACUGGUGUUCGUUACGGUCCUCAGCCCGGAGUUGAUCCGUACAUCUUGCCAGUGAUGUUCGGUAUGCUGCGCAUAACUCCGGCAAAGGUCAAGUCCACAUCUUUCGUGUUUGCCCUAAUCACUAGGAGAUCGAGACAUCGGGCUGGUACAAGAUACUUCUCGCGGGGAAUUGAUGAACAAGGCCAUGUCUCCAAUUACAACGAAACGGAGCAAAUUGUGAUCCUGAACGACACGGCCGGUGGGCUCUCAGGGUUUGCUGGUGGACAAUCGAUGAAGGAUGAAAAGGCAGGCCAAGAUACGCAGGUCCUGUCCUUCGUGCAAACCAGGGGAAGUGUUCCAGUAUACUGGGCGGAAGUCAAUGACCUUAAGUAUACCCCGAAGCUUCAGGUUCGCGGGGUGGAGACGGCAGUUGAUGCGGCGCGCAAGCAUUUUGUCGAGCAAAUUGAACUAUACGGGGAGAACUACCUGGUCAACCUGGUGAAUCAGAAGGGCCGGGAAGAGCGCGUGAAACGAGCGUAUGAGCAAAUGGUGCGCGCAUUGGUCUCGCCGACAGCCGAGGAUACUGAGGCCAAUGGCGCUACACCUGAAAAGGUACACAUUCUGGAGGCUAAGCAGAUCCAGAAGGAGUUGGACCGUCUUCACUACAUAUACUUUGACUUCCACAGCGAAACCAAGGGCCUCAAGUGGCAUCGCGCUGAGUUGUUGAUGGAUCGCUUAGUGAAUGGGCUUUCGCGAGGUGGCUAUUUCCGUGGUGUAGAAAACCCUGGUGCCCCUGGUGGAUCACUGGACAUUCGAUUAGUGCAAACCAGUGUUGUCCGGACCAACUGCAUGGAUUGCUUGGAUCGGACAAACGUCGUGCAGAGUAUGCUUGGACGUUGGGCUAUCACACAACAGCUUGUAGAGGCUGGAUACCUUAGCCCUGGUGAACACGCCACGGCUGACCCGGCGUUCGAAGAUCUGUUCCGCAAUAUCUGGGCUGAUAAUGCCGAUGUCGUAUCCAAGUCAUACUCCGGUACAGGGGCCUUGAAGACGGACUUUACUCGUACUGGAAACCGCACGCGGGCCGGAAUGGUGCAAGAUCUCAGCAACUCUAUCACUCGAUACGUGCGCAAUAACUUUCUGGAUGGUCCCCGACAAGACGGGUUCGACGUGUUCCUGGGAGCCUAUCUUCCCCCGGACUCAACUCUUGGCAGCUUCCAGCUCUUCUUCGACCGUCGGCCAUUGGCCAUCCAGUCUGUCCCGUACAUCCUUGCCACAAGUAUCUUCAUGAUUAUGGUUUCCAUCUUCACCAAGCGCGACCCUGAUUCCGCCGUGUGGCCUCUUCGUCUGUUUGCCAUAUUCUGGAUGGUUGUUGCCGCAUGGUGUCUGCGUUUCGUCUCUGGACAUGGAAUGCUCUAUGUAAGCAUCUACUCGAGUCUACGGCAAUCAUGUUACAGCGUGCUAAUCACGUUAACACAGGUGAACUGGCCAAAGCUGAAUACUCCUUCAGCUAGCGCAGAAGGAUACCAGGAUGCGCUCGCUAAAGCACGAUCGGACCCAAUUAUUGGACAUUGGAUUCCUAUCAAGAGACACCAACGGGGCUAUAGCAAUGCUCGUUUGGGCUUCCUGGAAGAAGGGAAAACGAGGAUCGAAUAG